Messenger RNA from Melanaphis sacchari, 865 nucleotides. RefSeq names its product ER membrane protein complex subunit 4 (gene EMC4). The record is from RefSeq and is a predicted model, not a curated record. Gene Ontology annotation, biological process: protein folding in endoplasmic reticulum. Bases 145 to 660 code for a protein of 171 amino acids. The transcript is spliced from 5 exons. NCBI's taxonomy places the organism in Eukaryota, Metazoa, Arthropoda, Insecta, Hemiptera, Aphididae. Gene Ontology annotation, cellular component: EMC complex.
UCUGUUAUCAAUAAUUAUAAACAUAUUGUACACUAUCUUAAUUAUUGGAGUCUCACGAUUUAUUCAUUAUUGUGAAAUCCCAAUUGUCGUAACCACCGCUUUUUUAUAAAUUACUGCCAGUACGUGUUGAAAUUGUUAUACAAAAUGACCACAAUCAAAAGUAAAACCUUUAAGUGGUCGUUGGAUUUUACCAGAAACAAACAUGAAAAAUCAACGGAUAACGUUAGUCCACCAGGAUAUAGUCAAUUAGCUGGACAAAAUGGUACUGAAUUGACAAGAGAUAGUGAAUCAAGUCGACUAAUUAUAAAAAAGUCUUGGGAUUUAGCCUUAGGACCACUAAAACAAGUACCCAUGAAUUUAUUUAUUAUGUAUAUGGCUGGAAACUCCAUUUCCAUAUUUCCUAUCAUGAUGGUUGGUAUGUUGAUAGUAAGACCAGUCAAAGCAUUAUUUUCAUUACAAACAACAUUUAAAACCAUUGAAGGAACUCAAGCAUGGGGUCAAAAAUUUAUAUUUUUCAUUGGAAAUUGCGUUAAUAUUGUUUUAGCGUUAUAUAAAUGCCAGUCUAUGGGUUUAUUACCAACACAUGCAUCAGAUUGGCUUGCAUUUAUCAAUCAACCUACUAGAAUGGAAUAUUCUGGAGGUGGUUUUGUUUUAAGUUAAUCAAAAAUGUAAUUAAAGGAAUUUAUGAGCUAUAUUAUGAAACUAAAAUGACAAAUUAACUGCCUCGUGUGGAAAUUGUGAUUAUAUUUCAAAAUUUAUUUUAGGUAUAAUGUGUAUGUGUAUUGAAUCAUUUAACAACAUAGAAUAUUUUCGAUAAUUUUGUAUAAUUACCACAUUUUUUUAAAUUAAAUUAUUUACUCAAGAA